GUUGAUUACCCGGUAAUUCCCACUGUAUUAAGGAUGGAGGACGAAGCACCAGAAUUCAUGGAGGUCCAUGAAAUUGUGAUCCAGAAGUUGGGUCACGUCCCCAUUGCCAAGGGCGACUUCCAUAUGCUCCCCAAAAAAGCCCAGAAGUUCAUAGCCAAGUGGGUAUAUAAGUGUAAGCCGCGAGCCCUGUACAUCUGUGAUGGGUCCCAUGCUGAAGCUGAGGAGAUCACACACAAACUGAUCGAGAGAGGAGUCCUCACCCCACUCCGCAAAUAUGAAAACUGCUAUUUGUGUCGUACUGAUCCUGCUGACGUGGCUCGAGUCGAAUCCAAAACCUGGAUCGCUACCGACGAUAAAUAUGAGACGGUACCACACGUACGACAGGGAGUCAGGGGAAUUCUGGGACAGUGGAAAAGUACAAAGGAUCUGGAGGAGGAGGUCAAUGAGGACUUUGAAGGAAGUAUGGCAGGUAGGACUAUGUACGUGAUUCCCUUCAGUAUGGGACCUAUUGGGGGCCCCCUGAGUAAGAUCGGGAUUCAGCUUACCGACUCUAACUACGUCCUGCUCUGUAUGAGGAUCAUGACCCGUGUAUCUGCCACGAUCUGGGAGGUGCUGGGUGAUAAUGAUUUUGUCAGAUGUGUUCACUCCAUGGGAUGCCCUCGUCCAGUCCAGAGAAAGGUGAUCAACCAUUGGCCGUGUAAUCCAGACAAGAUAAUGAUUGGACAUUUCCCCGCCCGGCGUGAGAUAACAUCGUAUGGCAGUGGGUAUGGUGGUAACUCUCUGCUGGGUAAAAAAUGCUUCGCUCUGAGAAUCGCCAGCGUCAUUGCCAGGGACGAGGGCUGGAUGGCAGAACACAUGCUGAUUAUGGGACUGACCAAUGAGAAGACAGGGGAGGAGAAAUUUGUCUGUGCAGCUUUCCCAAGUGCUUGCGGGAAAACUAAUCUUGCCAUGAUCAGACCAACCAUUCCUGGAUACAAAGUUCAAGUCGUUGGAGAUGAUAUUGCCUGGCUGAGGUUUAAUGACAAGGGUGAACUCCGAGCCAUUAAUCCAGAGGCUGGAUUCUUUGGAGUGGCUCCGGGUACUAACAUGAAGACAAAUCCAAAUGCCAUGCUUUCCUUCCAGAAGAAUUCCAUCUUCACAAACGUGGCUGAGACAGCUGAUGGGGGCUUCUUUUGGGAGGGAAUGGAAGAUGAAGUUGAUAAGAACAUAGCAAUGACAAACUGGCUAGGACAGCCCUGGAAGAUAGGAAUGCCUGGAAAUGCUGCCCACCCUAAUUCCCGCUUCACCUGCCCGGCCGCCCAGUGUCCAAUCAUUCACCCCAAGUGGGAGGAUCCCGAGGGAGUCCCCAUCAGUGCUAUCAUCUUCGGUGGAAGACGCCCAACAGGCGUACCCCUGGUGUUCGAGUCCUUUAGCUGGCAGCAUGGUGUCAUGGUUGGAGCUUGUGUGAAGUCCGAGUCAACAGCAGCUGCAGAGCAUACAGGGAAGAAGAUCAUGCAUGACCCUAUGGCCAUGAGGCCCUUCAUGGGUUACAACUUUGGGAAGUACCUGCAGCACUGGCUGGACAUGGAACAACCCGGCAGAAGGAUGCCCAAGCUUUUCCAUGUGAACUGGUUCCGUGUGGAUGAGCAUGGCAAAUUCCUGUGGCCUGGUUUUGGGGACAAUAUUCGCGUUCUUGAUUGGAUCCUUAGGAGAUGUGAAGGAGAUGUGUCUAUUGCCGAUAAAUCUCCCAUUGGCUUCCUCCCGAAGAAAGGAAGCAUCAAUCUGGAGGGGAUUAAGGACCUGGACUGGGACGAGCUGUUCAGUCUCCCUAAGCACUACUGGCUGGACGACACCAGGGAGAGUAAGAGGUUCCUGGAGGAUCAGGUGGGCAUCGACGUCCCUCAGCCCAUCUGGGACGAACUCAAUGCCCAGGAGAAACGCAUCCAGGAGGAGCUAUAAGAAUUACGUGAUCUAAGAGAGACAAUCUGAUCGUUCCUCCUAUAAGCUUUUAAUUUUUUUUUUUUUUGCAGAUUUAGGAAGGAAUUAAUAUCCUGCCUAACAAAGACUUCAAUUUGUGAAUGGAUGUUGUCUGUACCAUGUAUAGAAAGUUAAAUGCAGUUUCAUUAGAAAGUAUGAAUAGGAAUCAGAAGCUUUACUUACAAAUCAUGGAUACAAAAUGCAUAAUAUUGUAAAUACUUUGAUGGAACUAUAUACUUGAUUUUAAGAACAUUGAUUAUUAGAUCUCUACAGGAUAAUGUGACAAAUUUUCGAGCCGUUUGUUACUGAUAUUAUGUAUUCACUGUUGUAUAGGACUUUUGUUUUGAGGGACUCAAAUGCUUACUAGAGAUGGCUGUAUCAGAUAAUGUGCUUCAGAAUAUCUGUCCAUCAUAAAUUAUUCUUGUUCUGUUUCAUUGUUACAGAUCCCAACAAUUGGUGCAUUUUGUUUUGUUAAGGUGUUGCUUUCUCGUGCCAUUUUAUUUGCUUGUUUAUAUUGUAGGAUGUACAUGUAUUAAUUCAUUUUAUUUAAGUAAACAUUAGUCUUAACUGUC
This is a messenger RNA of Saccostrea cuccullata (small rock oyster), 2528 nucleotides long. RefSeq names its product phosphoenolpyruvate carboxykinase [GTP]-like. NCBI's taxonomy places the organism in Eukaryota, Metazoa, Mollusca, Bivalvia, Ostreida, Ostreidae. Gene Ontology annotation, biological process: response to lipid; gluconeogenesis; cellular response to glucose stimulus. The transcript has 12 exons. Gene Ontology annotation, molecular function: GTP binding; phosphoenolpyruvate carboxykinase (GTP) activity; manganese ion binding. Gene Ontology annotation, cellular component: cytosol. The coding region runs from base 34 to 1938 and encodes 634 amino acids. The record is from RefSeq and is a predicted model, not a curated record.